Molecule: messenger RNA, 1293 nt
Organism: Aspergillus viridinutans
Lineage: Eukaryota; Fungi; Ascomycota; Eurotiomycetes; Eurotiales; Aspergillaceae
Product: NADP-dependent isocitrate dehydrogenase
Exons: 7
Coding region: 1-1293 (430 amino acids)
Biological process (GO): isocitrate metabolic process
Cellular component (GO): mitochondrion
Molecular function (GO): isocitrate dehydrogenase (NADP+) activity; magnesium ion binding; NAD binding
Source: RefSeq, a predicted model, not a curated record
AUGGCCACCGAAGGUACCAAGAUCAAGGUCAAGAAUCCAGUCGUUGAACUGGAUGGUGAUGAGAUGACCCGUAUCAUCUGGCAGGAGAUUAGAGAAAAAUCUGUCCUGUCGACUGGCUUCGCCGGACUGCCAGUGGGAUGUGAACUGAGAGUCUGGAUUAGUUACCUUGACAUUGACCUCAAGUACUACGACUUGGGUAUUGAAUACCGUGACCAGACUGAUGACAAAGUCACCGUCGAGGCUGCUGAGGCCAUUAAGAAGUAUGGCGUCGGUGUCAAGUGCGCCACCAUCACCCCCGAUGAGGCCCGUGUCGAGGAGUUCAAGCUGAAGAAGAUGUGGCUGUCUCCCAACGGUACCAUCAGAAACAUUCUCGGUGGAACGGUCUUCCGUGAACCCAUCGUCAUUCCCCGUAUUCCUCGUCUCGUCCCCGGCUGGAACAAGCCCAUCAUCAUUGGCCGUCACGCCUUCGGUGACCAGUACCGUGCUACCGACAUUGUCGUCCCUGGGCCCGGCAAGCUCGAGCUCGUCUACACCCCUGAGAAUGGUGAGCCCCAGGCCAUCAAGGUCUACGACUUCAGCGGCGGCGGUGUUGCCCAGACCCAGUACAACACCGAUGAUUCCAUCCGUGGCUUCGCUCACUCCAGCUUCAAGAUGGCCCUGAUGAAGGGUCUCCCCCUGUACAUGAGCACCAAGAACACCAUUCUGAAGAAGUACGAUGGCCGCUUCAAGGAUAUCUUCCAGGAGAUCUACGAGUCUACCUACAAGAAGGACUUUGACGCCAAGGGCAUCUGGUACGAGCACCGUCUCAUUGACGACAUGGUUGCUCAGAUGAUCAAGAGCGAGGGUGGUUUCGUUAUGGCUCUGAAGAACUACGACGGUGAUGUUCAGUCCGAUGUCGUCGCUCAGGGUUUCGGUUCCCUUGGCCUGAUGACCUCCACUCUGACCACCCCUGAUGGUAACGCAUUCGAGUCCGAGGCCGCCCACGGCACUGUCACUCGUCACUACCGUGAGCACCAGAAGGGCCGUGAGACCUCCACCAACCCCAUUGCCUCGAUCUUCGCCUGGACCCGUGGUCUGAUCCAGCGUGGCAAGCUCGACGACACCCCCGACGUCGUCGCCUUCGCCGAAGAGCUCGAGCGCGCCUGCGUUGACGUCGUCAACGAGGAGGGCAUCAUGACCAAGGAUCUGGCUCUGGCCUGUGGCCGCAAGGAGCGUGAGGCUUGGGUUACCACCAAGGAGUACUUGGCUGCUGUUGAGCGCAGACUCAAGUCUAAUCUCAAGGCCAGACUGUAA